UAUCACCAAUCCAGUAAUAGGUUGUUGUUGUUGAUAUGUUUCGGAUGUCCAAGCGCCGGCGGAGCAGCCACUGAUUACGCUUAGCUUGGCUCCCACGAUGAUUGUGCAUCAUUCUUGUGGUUCAUAGAGCGGAAUUACUUCAGUUCAGUUUGAACAGUCGUCGGUGUCAGGUCAACAAAAGUAUCUACGGUACAAACCUCACAAUCACUGUUCAAAUUCCAUUUUUUGAAACGAGAUAAGUCGUCGGUCUGCCGAAAUAUGUCAACGGCCAAAAUCCUAAACUUGCGUGCUGCAGUGAGUGCCUUACACAGAAGAUUGUACCACGUAUCUCCGAAAACUUUGCACUCGUCAUCUGGGAUCGAAGUUCAAUCAUUGACUGGCGGAGCUAAUCAAAGUUAUGCUCAUAAUGCAGAUGCGCAACCGUUGAUAUACAGAAAUAUUGGUCAACAUCUCCGGCUGGCGGUCGAGAAAUAUCCUAACAAUGAAGCUUUGGUAUCUUCUUACGAAGCCAAGCGAUUCUCAUUUUCCGAGGUCAUGGAAAAGGUUGAUCGCUUGGCCAGCAGUCUACACCUUCUGGGACUCGAAAAAGGCGACCGCGUUGGCAUUUGGGCGCCAAACUGUGCAGCCUAUUAUUUAACAUGCUUAGCUAUUGCACGCGCGGGAAUGAUAACGGUUGGAAUCAAUCCAGCUUUCGAAAUACCAGAGGUUGAAUAUGCGCUGAACAAAGUUCAGGUCAAGGCAUUGGUUACAGUAGAAAGCUACCGAACGCAAAAGUACUAUGAAAUGCUAUGUCAGCUGAUGCCUGAGCUCGCAGAUAGUUCACCUGGAAAGCUCAAGUCUUCAAAAAUACCUUCACUGAAACUGGUCAUAGUUGAUCGGGAAACCAAAAAGCUUCCAGGCACAAUAAGCCUGACGGACAUAUUGAAGAUCGCAUCUGAGGAAGAAAUAUCCAAGAUCGAAGCUCUUCAGCCCACCAUCUCUCCGGAUAGUGGCGCCUGCCUGUUGUUCACCUCUGGAACAACUGGGAAGCCCAAGGCAGCGCUUUUGUCCCAUUUUGGGCUGAUUAACAAUGGAUCUCACGCGGCUGUUCGAUUGGAGCUGGAUCGGAAACAGAGUCGCAUCUGUGUCCAAGUGCCUCUAUUCCAUGUGUUUGGAAUAUCGCUUGGUUUAAUGGCAUCUUUGGGCUACGGUAGCACCUUGGUAUUCCCAUCAGCUGGGUUCCAGGCUAGUGCAUCUUUGAAGGCCAUAAUUGAAGAGAAAUGUACCUUAAUCUACGGAACUCCAACUAUGUUCGUAGAUUUACUGAACGAACUUCCCAAAGAGAAACGUCAACUUCCAGCAAUGGAUUAUGCCCUGAUUGGGGCCUCGACUUGCUCUCCGAAUCUGGUUUGGGAAGUGAAAGAAGGUUUGGGAGUUCGGGAAGUACUGGCUGGAUAUGGUAUGACGGAAGCUUCGGGUGCAAUGUUCACUUCUUAUCUGGGUGACAAAACGGAGGUGGCGGUGUCAACGCUCGGAAAACUGAUGGAGCAUGUGGAGGCGAAGGUUGUCGAUCACGAAGGUAAUACAGUGCCAUCUGGGACGCCUGGUGAGUUGUUGCUGCGUGGCUAUGGUACGAUGUUAGGAUAUUGGGAAGAAGAAGACAAAACAAAAGAAAUAAUCUCAGCGGAUCGAUGGCUGAAAACAGGGGACCAGUUCGUAUUGGGUCAAGAUGGCUAUGGUUCGAUGGUUGGCCGUAUCAAGGAUCUCAUUAUCAGAGGAGGGGAGAAUGUGUAUCCGAAGGAGAUCGAAGACGUUCUAAAUACUCAUCCAAAUCUAUUGGAAACUUAUUGCAUUGGAGUCCCAGAUGAGCGCUUAGGGGAGGAGAUUUGCGCGUACGUGAGAGUGAAGGACACGGUUCCCGAAGGAACAAUCAAUCUAGGUGAAAUUAAACAGUUUUGUCAAGGAAAGCUGUCCAACUUCAAGAUUCCACGGCAUUUGAGGAUAAUCGAAAAUUUCCCAAAGACGUCAUCUGGUAAAAUUCAAAAAUUCAAGCUUUUGGAAAUGUUUAAGAAUGAGAAUAAAGUGUAAGCUGUAA
Molecule: messenger RNA, 2074 nt
Organism: Armigeres subalbatus
Lineage: Eukaryota; Metazoa; Arthropoda; Insecta; Diptera; Culicidae
Product: medium-chain acyl-CoA ligase ACSF2, mitochondrial-like
Exons: 6
Coding region: 259-2067 (602 amino acids)
Biological process (GO): fatty acid metabolic process
Molecular function (GO): medium-chain fatty acid-CoA ligase activity
Source: RefSeq, a predicted model, not a curated record